AUGCCGGCUGAUCUAGACUCGACGAUCAAGAAGCUGUCAAAGGAGGAGAAGGCGGCCAAGAAGGCGGCCAAGGCAGGCAAAUAUGGCGCUCAGCAGGUGGCGCAGAAGAAGAAGCUCGCAAAAAAAGCCGCCAAGGCCGCCAAGGCCGCCGCGGCUCCGGCCGACGUCGAUGCAGCGGUGCAGCCCGAGGCAGCCGCCGCCACCGACAGCGGUUUCAAAGCCGCUACUUUCGUGCUGCCGCCCGAUCCCGAGGAUGAGACCCUUCAGUGUCGAGACUGCGGGAAUGACUUCAUCUUCACGGUCGGCGAGCAGCUUUUUUUCAAGACAAAGGGCUUCGACUUCAAGAAAAGUCGCUGCGGCGGCUGCCAGGCGGCCAAGAAGGCGCGCUUUAGCGAGGAAAGCGGCAAAGGCGGGGGGAAGGGGAAGGGGAGGGGUAAGGUGCCAGUGGCCGCGUGA
This is a messenger RNA of Emiliania huxleyi CCMP1516, 456 nucleotides long. RefSeq lists its product as hypothetical. The record is from RefSeq and is a predicted model, not a curated record. NCBI's taxonomy places the organism in Eukaryota, Haptophyta, Isochrysidales, Noelaerhabdaceae. Bases 1 to 456 code for a protein of 151 amino acids. The transcript is spliced from 2 exons.